Diaporthe batatas is the source of this 537-nucleotide messenger RNA. RefSeq lists its product as uncharacterized. The coding region runs from base 1 to 537 and encodes 178 amino acids. The transcript has 3 exons. Lineage: Eukaryota; Fungi; Ascomycota; Sordariomycetes; Diaporthales; Diaporthaceae. The record is from RefSeq and is a predicted model, not a curated record.
AUGUGCUUUGGCCCCGGUGAUGGAGAACGUCAUAAAUCCAAGAAGAAACGGCCGAACGAGAACCGGCGUACGAUCAAGCGACUGACAGAACUCCGGUAUCGAACAGACGAAACGGUGAUGGGACGCAAUCCGCUCUCUCCAAGUGAGCUCAUCACUUUCACUACACUCAAAAACACCGGAAAUCGCGUUAUGGGUGUGAUGGCGCCGACCACUGAUGGCUUUUUGGUUGUCAGUCACGUAUACACAAAUAGAGACGAGCGCUCGAGUAACGAACGACCUCUUGCCAGCGACAUCCUCCUGUCCUUUUGGAAACACGUUGCUAAACAGCCGCGUACGGCCAUCGGAACGGAAUUCGAUUACGUGUAUGACAAUUGCAAACUGGCAAGAUGUGUGAAAUCUAUGGUCACGGAGUACAUAGAGAUGAAGGAUGUGGGUGCUGGAGUUAGAAGCAUCGACUUUGUGCCCCAAGAUCGCCGGGGCCGUAAUUUCCAUUUGGUCGUCAUGAUUGGGCAUGCUCGAUCAGCUCGGCACGCGUAG